AUGGCAGAGCUCUAUGGGAUCAUGGUGGCAUUGAUCACCCCCUUCACGGAUGACAGAACCAAGAUCGACGAAGGCCGUCUCAAAGAUCAUAUCGAGCACUUGAUCACUGCUGGCGUCCAUGGCCUUGUUCCUGGAGGCAGCACUGGCGAGUUUACUUGCCUCAGUCUGGCCGAGCGCAAGCAACUUACGGAGCUUUGUGUCAAAUUCGCCGCUGGUCGCGUCCCUGUCGUCGCUGGCACAGGCAGUACUUCCACGGAAGAGGCGGUCGACCUUGCUGUUCACGCAGCUCAGGCCGGAGCAGCGGCGGUUAUGGUGGUUCCUCCGUUCUACGAUCCAGUCAACCUCGAGCAGCUCACGGAGCUGAUGGCCGAGAUCCACAACUCUUCAAAGCUUCCAAUUGUCUACUAUAACAUUCCUUCCGCCUCCGGUCUCACGCUCAGUCCUUCUGAGAUUGCCGGGCUUUCAAAAGUUGGAGUCAAGUACCUCAAGGACACUUCAGGCAACGCCCCGGCCUUGACCGAAUUGAUCUUUGGCCUGUCGGACCAGAUUACCGCAUUCAACGGUUGGGACACGCUCACCUUUUACGGCCUGGCUGCAGGAGCCCCCGGUGGUGUCUGGGGAGCAGCCAACAUCAUCCCCGAGCUUGCAGUUGAGCUCUGGGAUGCUGUGUCUGUGAAGGGGGAUCUGAAGCGUGGUCGUGAGCUUUGGGCCAAGGCAUGGCCUAUCUGCAAAUUCCUCGAGUCCCACAAUUAUGCCGCCGCAGUCAAGACUGGUGUCGAGUUGACGGGCCAGCCAACCGGUGGUCUCAGAAAGCCGUUUGCUCUUCUGAAGCCGGAUCUUCAAGCAGAGCUCAAGCAACUCAUGAAAAAUGCGGGAGUGAAGACAAUCUAA
Messenger RNA from Aspergillus terreus NIH2624, 891 nucleotides. Its product is annotated as dihydrodipicolinate synthase family protein. Gene Ontology annotation, molecular function: N-acetylneuraminate lyase activity. Gene Ontology annotation, biological process: N-acetylneuraminate catabolic process. The coding region runs from base 1 to 891 and encodes 296 amino acids. The record is from RefSeq and is a predicted model, not a curated record. Gene Ontology annotation, cellular component: cytosol. The transcript has a single exon. NCBI's taxonomy places the organism in Eukaryota, Fungi, Ascomycota, Eurotiomycetes, Eurotiales, Aspergillaceae.